AUGCCCGCAUACGCGGAGAUCCAUCCCUCCCACCGCUACACAUCUCCGUCUUCAGCAUCUAAAUGGAUCGUGAAGAAUGAAUAUCCUUAUUUUCCAGGAAUAUCCGCGAGGAAAUCCGUUGCCAUGAAACCCACAAGUGUCACCGAGCUAAGGAAAAAUCCGGCACUAGCUGUGGAGCUAACUACCCAAAUGACCCACUUCCUGAUUUGUGGUACUUCUCCAGGCUCCUACAAAACUCAGCCGAAGACGUUAACCAAACUUAAGAAUCAGUUUCCCACUAUGACACUCCCUAGGCAAUCCACACGUAUUUUCCUCGCCGAGCGUCCCAAGGGACCGAUUUCUGACCGCACAUUCAAGCUUGAGACUACCAAUCUCCCGACUCCCGCUGCAGAUCAAGUUGUGGUUCGAGUAGAUUAUGUUUCUCUAGAUCCUGCAGAAAGGGAAUGGGUUGACGAUACGCGGUCGUAUUUCCCUCCCGUACAAAUUGGCGAGACUAUGCGAGCGGUGGCGAUUGGAACUGUUGUACAAGGAAACGAUCAGCUAAAAGAAGGAGAUACCGUUCAUGGUUUCUUGGGCUGGACAGAAUAUGUCGUCGCUCCAGCAAAGGAUCUCCGAAAAAUAUCUCCCCCGGAAGGCGCAACCUUGAUCGAUUUCCUUGGCCCCCUUGGCUUGAACGGGAUAACUGCCUAUUUUGGACUGUUGGACAUAGGCAAGAUCAAAGCUGGAGAGACGCUCGUCGUGUCCGGUGCUGCCGGCGCAACAGGAUCUCUAGCAUGCCAAAUUGGCAAAAUCAAGGGCGCCCGAGUCAUCGGACUCGCAUCGACAUCAAAGUGCUCUUACCUGGUGGACCAACUCGGAGUCGACGCCGCGCUCGACUACACGUCUCCAACAUUUGUAAAAGAUUUCUGCGAGACGGUCGGGUAUCUUGAUGUGUUUUUUGAUAAUGUCGGUGGCGAGAUUUUAGAUCUGGUGCUGAGCAGACUCAAGCCGUAUGCUCGCGUUGUGUUGUCUGGUGCCAUCUCGACGUAUAAUUCGGGUGGACAACACCAUGGGAUCAAGAAUUAUACUCAACUCAUCUUUCAAAAGGUCAAAAUGGAGGGGUUUAUCUGUGUUGAUUAUGUUGAUCGUUUCGCCGAGGCAGAGGCGGAAAUCACCAGAUGGAUGAAUGAGGGCAAGUUGACGUACAGGUAUCACGUCGAGGAAGGUCUAGAGCGGUGUCCCGGGUAUUUUGGGCUGCUGUUCACCGGCGGUAAUCGAGGAAAGUUGUGA
This is a messenger RNA of Rhizoctonia solani, 1269 nucleotides long. RefSeq lists its product as uncharacterized. NCBI's taxonomy places the organism in Eukaryota, Fungi, Basidiomycota, Agaricomycetes, Cantharellales, Ceratobasidiaceae. The record is from RefSeq and is a predicted model, not a curated record. The transcript is spliced from 7 exons. Gene Ontology annotation, molecular function: oxidoreductase activity, acting on the CH-CH group of donors, NAD or NADP as acceptor. The coding region runs from base 1 to 1269 and encodes 422 amino acids.